AUGGACACCCCGUAAACUGACCAGCUAGCUUAGCAGAGCUAUUAGCAGGAGACUGUUAACAUUGCGAUGCUAAUUGUGCGCAGGCGAGCCUGGACAUUUACACUGUCAGCGUUUAUUUUAACGAACAUAAGAAAGAAAGCUUUACGUUGGGGCGAGUUAUUUUCUCAAAUUUCCUAUUGUUCUCUAGACUAGGUGCUGAGCUGUGGAGGACUUCUGUAAACACAUUAGUUAGGAGCUGUAGGCAGCUUUUUCUCGAAAAACACGCAGUAGAUAAAAAAAAGAGUGUUGUUAGCUUUAUGUGUGGGUGUUGAUCAGCAUCCAGUGUACCCGGAUACACACGUCUUUUGUAAAUAAGCUACACGUUCUGUCAUUUUAUAGUUGGAAUUGCGAUUAAAAUCUUGUCACUUGGAGGAGCAACAUGUGCGUACUGAAACGCUUAAAUGAACUAAAGUUUACUGUGACAAGUCCAAAUUAUAUAAAUAUUGUGCAACUGUGCAUUUAUUCAAUUACACAUCGAGUAUAAAUACUAACAUUUUUGCAGAACUUUAAUACACUUUUAUGCCUCUACAGUAAGCCUAAACACUAGUGAAUAUUUAGAAAAGGAUUGUAAAAACAGUUUUGUUUCCAAAUGUUUUGUUUGGCAAAAAUUGCUUAAGAUUUGUCCAAUACAAAAAAGAACUGCUGCUUUAAAGGGUGUAGAUGAGCAAAAGGCAAUAUUAAUUAGAUCCAAAGAGGGAAAUCACUUUGCUUUCCAAGGCAAAUUCAUAACAAUGGAGAUGAAAGUGGAACAGCAAGAGGAAGACAUUGCAUUCAGCAAUUCUGACACUAAUGGUAAACGUCCUGCUGAGGACAUGGAUGAGGAGCAGGUCUUCAAACGCUCACGCAACACAGAUGAGAUGGUGGAACUUCGAGUGCUGCUUCAGAGCAAAAAUGCUGGAGCUGUUAUCGGAAAGGGAGGAAAGAACAUAAAAGCUCUGCGCACAGACUACAAUGCCAGUGUAUCAGUCCCAGACAGCAGUGGCCCAGAGCGGAUCCUUAGUGUGAACGCCAGUAUCGACACCAUUGGAGAUAUUCUGCUGAAAAUCAUACCAACACUGGAGGAGUACCAACAUUACAGCGGAACCGAUUUUGACUGUGAGCUUCGCCUGCUGAUUCAUCAGAGCUUGGCUGGAGGCAUCAUCGGAGUGAAAGGUGCCAAAAUAAAGGAACUGAGAGAGAACACCCAGACUACCAUCAAGCUGUUUCAGGAAUGCUGUCCACACUCCACCGACAGAGUUGUCUUAGUGGGAGGAAAGCCUAAACGUGUCAUUGAAUGUAUAAAAGUUAUCCUGGAGCUUGUUUCAGAGGCACCAAUUAAAGGUCGCACCCAGCCUUAUGACCCAAACUUCUACGACGAGACGUACGACUACGGCGGCUUCACCGUGUUGUUCGAGGACAGGGGCAGGAGGCCCAUGGGUGGGUUCCCUAUCCGCGUGCGUGGGGGUUUUGAGCGCAUGCCCCCUGUUCGCAGCAGACCCAUGCCUCCUUCCAGAAGGGACUAUGACGAUGUGAGCCCCCGCCGGGGUCCUCCGCCGCCACUCAGCAGACGAGUGGGGAGCCGGGCACGAAAUCUGCCUCUUCCACCGCCGCCACUUCCAAGAGGAGGUGGAGACAGGUUUUCACAUGGCAGCUAUCACAGUAGCAUGGAUGACAGACCCAGCGACAGAAGAGUUCGAGGAGGAGACCGAUACGACAGCAUGAGUGGAAGUGGAUAUGGUGGUAGAGGCUCAUACAGCGACAUUGGAGGCCCAGUCAUCACAACACAAGUUACCAUCCCGAAAGAUCUAGCAGGCUCUAUUAUUGGGAAGGGUGGCCAGAGGAUCAAGCAGAUCCGCCACGAGUCUGGGGCCUCCAUCAAGAUUGAUGAGCCACUAGAGGGCUCUGAGGACCGCAUCAUCACCAUCACAGGGACACAGGACCAGAUCCAGAACGCCCAGUACUUACUGCAGAACAGUGUGAGGCAGUAUUCUGGUCGGUUCUUCUAAGGAGAAGUGAAGGAAGACUGAAGCCAUGCUGCCAAACUGUUUGCACUCGUUGUUCAGAGCCAACAUUCCUCUGCUUUGGGUAGAAGUGCCCCUUCCCUUUAAUGUCACACAUUACAUCAUCUAUGUAUACAUUACAGGUUUUACUUAAAGUUCUUAAAAAAAAUCAA
Messenger RNA from Austrofundulus limnaeus, 2191 nucleotides. It is a transcript of the gene hnrpkl, whose product is annotated as heterogeneous nuclear ribonucleoprotein K, like. The record is from RefSeq and is a predicted model, not a curated record. The transcript has 15 exons. Bases 771 to 2024 code for a protein of 417 amino acids. NCBI's taxonomy places the organism in Eukaryota, Metazoa, Chordata, Actinopteri, Cyprinodontiformes, Rivulidae. Gene Ontology annotation, molecular function: RNA binding.